AUGGCUCGGCAGGAGGCGAAGCCCCCGGGCCCGAGGGCCGCCGGGCGGGCAGCGGCGGGGCGCAGGCGCCGGAGCGGACAGCGCCGGCUCGGCCGGGCCGGCGGGAAAGCCGCGUGCAGCCCGGUAGUAGGAUGCUCGGGGCCGGCGCGGGCUCCCCGCACCACCGCGUCUCGGAAUGCGCCGCCGCCGCCGCCACCGCCGCCGCUGCUGCUGCUGGGACUCCUGCUGCUGGCGGCUCUCCCCGAACCCUGCCGGACCGCCCCGGGGACUGGCCACCUGCAGACCACGGGCACCCCCACGCCAGAGCCCUUUGCUCCGGGGAAACUGCUGCCGAUGUCACCAACAUGGCCUUUCUCCGAAGUCCCGUCUCCGGGGCCCCGGCCGAGGACGGUGCUGGCCCCCGUGGACAACGGGAGCGCCCCGCAGCAGCAGCUGGACCCCGCCGUACAGUUCCCGCCCUCCUCGCUCCAGAGAAGUGGACAGAGCAGCGCCGCCCCUGGGCCACCGCUGGACCCCGCGACCCUGCUCCAACCCAGACCUCUCGGGGGACAGGCCGCCGCCCCGUCAGGUUGGCCUCCCACCAGCAUGCAAUCCCCGGAGCCCAACCCAAGAGCUGCCCUCCCUUCCCCGCCGUCCAGGGCAGCAACUCCUUCCGUGUCCAGCCGCCCGUCCUCCGUGAACCCAGAGCUCCUCUCUCCUUUCCGCACUGGCCCUUCCCCUGCAGUGCCCUGCCCCAGCAGCCCCUCCAAGCCAGAGCCUGUGUCCUCCCCAGAAGCCCUGCCUGACCCCUCCUCACUCCAGAAGGUGGCACAAACCCUAAAUCCGUUUGCUGACCAGAGGACCCACCGUCCACCCUGGCGAACCAGGCUUUUGAGAGGCACCCUUGGUCUAGGCGACCCACGUUCCUCAGAGGAGCUGUCUUGGGCGCCGUCCCCUAUUCUGUCCAGAGGCCACCUCACUCCCCAGUUUGGGCCAACACCCGUCCAUCUGUCCCCGCACCCCCAAGCCCCUGCAAAUGGUCUUUCGAUUUGGGGGGGAACUCCCUUCUGGCCCAUGUCAGGAGACGCAUCUAAUCCUGCCUCCCGUGGGCCUGCCCAAGCUGAGGUGGCCCCCAGCGGGCCCACCAGGGUGUCUCUGACCACCCUGAAGCACAGUGCAGCCGGGAGUCACCAGGCCCAGCCAACUCUUUCCCAGAUGGCAGCAGAGUCUGUGGUGGUAGAAAUGUCCAGUAGGAAGCGCCCCACAGCCACUGCGAAGGACUCUGCUCACUCACUUCCUUUGUCAGCCGUUCCAGAAAAUUCCAAAGGGCCUCCUGCCCUCUCUGCAGAACGCACACUGUCCUCUCUGGUGACUUCUCUGCCUCUCACCAAAGCUGGCCCCGGGCAAACUCCCAUGUCCGGGGCCGGGCCAGGGCCACCGUGGGAUUCGGCAGGAGCAGCUGUAUCCUCCGCUCGGACUUCCCUGCAGCAGCCGCAGGAUCUGGUCUCUCCCCUGGCCGCUCCCCCAAUGCCAACUCCGCGGGAAGAGGACAGCGACAGAGCCCCUCCGACUGCAGCUACAGACGUCCCCCUCUCCAGCAGAUUUCCCAAGUAUCUCUCCACAAUGUGGACACUUGCCCCGCAGGAGGAGGAGAGCGAGACCGUCACUGGAGGGAAAAAGCAAAGGGCCAACCUGACCAUCCGCACUCUCCAGAGCCUUCCAAGUGGAAGGAUGACAAAUCUUCACGCAGCGAAUGGACUCAUCUCUGAUUUUAGCACAGAUCCCACUUCACCUGCUGCGGUCUUAGCACACAGAGGGAGCCUCCUUCCUUCAGAAUUACCUUCACUGUCCCUUUCCUCUAGACACGCCACCCAGACUCUUUCUUCCAACACCCGGCUGGAGACUCCCGCAGCUGCGAGGGACCAUUCUGCAUUGCCAGGUCCAGCUUCCAAACAGGUGACAGCAGUUCCCUCCUCUGCCGAGGGCUAUGAUUUCUCAACAAUGGGAGUCAGGAAAAAGCCAGCAAUCACAGAUGUUUUCUGGAGUUCUUUUUCAGCAGGACCUGGAUCCCUUUCCCCAGAACCCAUGAAAUCUGGCUCUCCUCGGCAAACAAAUGAUGAUUUCAAUGGGCCCACAAUUAACUCCACAAGUUCAGAGACUCAUUCAGCCUCAGCUACUCCUCCCCCUAGUUUCACUUCAGCUGCCAGUACAAUAAACUUUGAGGAUUUCAAUGAUGCGGCUGGGCAUUUUGCAACGACAGAAGGCUUUAGCAUGCACGAUUCAGUCCCUGGUACAAGCACCAACCAGCCUGCUCAACAGUCAGAUGUUCCUUUGCUUGGAGACCAGGCAGACAUUCUGUCCACAAGCAAUAACAACGCUUCCAGAAACUUCCAACCUUCUGAGUUUGAAGAGUCCCCAUCCACAAGUUCUGUGUCUCAUUCCCUUGCAUCCACACAUCCUUUCUCGCUAACUUCUCCAGGUAGACCUUCCUCAGCUAGCUGGCAGGACAUGCUUUCAGAUGGCAUGGAUACAACUGCCCAAUUUGUCAGAAACACUUUUCCAUCUCCUGUGAUAAAUGACGCCACCGUGUUCCAAGGCAUCACGAAAUAUCACUCUACUACUACCGAAUCUCCUCUCUCAAACAAUGCCUUAUUCCGCACCCCGUCCAAAGAGCUGCUGGCUCCUCAGCGCCCCAGGAAAGGGACAGGUGCCGCCAUUAAUGCAGUGGACUCCUCGGUGCCAUCCAAGGCUGAGCCGACAGCAGCCAGUGCUCCGUUGUUCCUGAGGAAAGCAAGUCCACCAGCGCUGUCUGCAGCCCUUGUUGCCAAGGGCACCGGUAGCAGCCUUUCGGCCUCAGGAUUGGUCAAGAGCAGUUUGACCGCAGCCCUGGUUAAAAAUGUCACAAGCAGCGUAGCCUCCAGCCCCAAGGUGACCCCUGGGACUGUCUAUCCGGCCUUCUCAUUCACACCAACCUACAUGUUUGCCAGAACAUCACACACCAUGAGUGCUCACACAGCCAUGCCAGGGAACACGGGUGCUGCCUUGGGCCUGGUGUCCACAACACUCCCCCCCAGGAAACCACAAGCCAUGCACACAGGCCUUCCAAACCCCACCCCCCCAGGCAUCCCUAGGGGGACCACCACUCGUUCGCUGACAAUCACAGCAGCCUUGACCUCCAUCACUGCCCCGGGAAGGGCCACUCGGUUGCCCCCCGUGCUGGCAGAAAACACAGAUACGGCUCUUCCUGCUGUGUCCACUGCAGUGGUCACGACGGGAAAAAUCACAUCCAAUCUGGAAUGUCAGAUGUCCAGUAAGCUCCUGGUGAAGACAGUUCUCUUUGUGACCCAAAGGAGAAUGCAGAUCAGUGAAUCCUUGAGGCUCAACGUAGCCAAAGGGCUCACACAGGCAUUGAGGAAGGCUUUUCACCAGAACGACAUCUCAGCGCACGUGGAUAUUCUGGAACAUUCUCAUAAUGUCACGGUUGGUUAUUAUGCUACCAAAGGAAGACUCGUGUACUUACCUGCUGUAGUGAUGGAAAUGUUGAGUAUUUAUGGAAUCAGCAAUGUCACUGCAGAUCUGAAGCAACAUACACCUAAUUUGCAGUCUGUGGCAGUACUUGCUUCCCCAUGGAAUGCCCAGCCUGCUGGCUACUUCCAGUUAAAGACAGUUCUGCAGUUUGUAAGCCAAUCUGACAACAUACAGUCCUGCAAAUUUGCUCAGACAAUGGAACACAGGCUGCAGAAGGCCUUCCAGGAUGCUGAGAGGAAAGUCCUGAACACCAAGAGCAACUUGACUAUUCAGAUUGUCAGCACAUCCAACGCCUCCCAGACAGUCACGCUGGUGUAUGUGGUGGGCAAUCGGAGCUCGUUCCUCAACGGCACGGUCGCCAGCAGCCUCCUCCGCCAGCUCUCGGCCGAGCUGGUGGGGUUCUACCUCACCUACCCGCCGCUCACCAUUGCAGAACCGCUGGAAUAUCCCAACCUUGACAUAUCAGAAACAACCAGAGACUAUUGGGUAAUUACAGUGCUGCAGGGUGUGGACAAUUCACUGGUGGGCCUGCACAACCAGAGCUUCGCCCGGGUCAUGGAGCAGCGUCUAGCCCAGCUCUUCAUGAUGUCCCAGCAGCAAGGCCGGAGAUUUAAGCGGGCCACCACCUUGGGGAGCUACACUGUGCAGAUGGUCAAGAUGCAGCGGGUACCAGGACCCAAGGACCCAGCAGAGCUCACUUACUACACCCUGUACAACGGGAAGCCACUGUUGGGCACUGCAGCUGCCAAGAUCCUCAGCACCAUUGACUCCCAGAGAAUGGCGCUCACCCUCCAUCACGUUGUCCUUCUGCAAGCUGACCCGGUGGUGAAGAACCCACCCAACAACCUGUGGAUCAUCGCCGCAGUGCUGGCACCCAUCGCUGUGGUCACAGUCAUCAUCAUCAUCAUCACUGCUGUGCUCUGCCGGAAGAACAAGAAUGACUUCAAACCAGACACCAUGAUGAACCUGCCACAGAGAGCAAAGCCGGUGCAAGGUUUUGAUUACGCCAAGCAGCACCUGGGCCAGCAAGGGGCCGAUGAAGAAGUGGUCCCGGUGACACAGGAAACGGUGGUGCUCCCCCUCCCUGCAAGAGAUGCUCCCACCUCCCAGGAAAGGGACGUCGCCCAAGAUGGCAGUACCAUCAAGACGGCCAAGUCAACUGAAACCAGAAAGAGCAGGUCGCCCAGUGAGAAUGGCUCUGUCCUCAGCAACGAAUCAGGGAAGCCCAGCACCGGAAGGCGCUCUCCCCAGAAUGUAAUGGCACAGCAGAAAGUGACAAAGGAGGAGGCCCGGAAGAGAAAUGUGCCAGCCAGUGAUGACGAGGAAGGAGUAGUUCGUUUUGACAACGGCAAAGCCACCGCUGAGCCCUUCGACGCAACUUCUGGAUCAGUGCAGCUCAUCGCUGUAAAACCCACAGCCCUCCCGGUGGUGCACCCCACUUCAGACAGGAGCCAGGAACCUGCAGUCCUCAAUGGUGAGGUGAACAAAGCCCUGAAACAGAAGUCAGACAUCGAGCACUAUCGGAACAAGCUGCGCCUGAAAGCCAAGAGGAAGGGCUAUUACGACUUCCCCCCGGUGGAGGCCAACAAAGCACAGACAGAGAGAAAAAAGAUGUAUGAGAAAGCCCCCAAGGACGUGGAGCACGUUUUGGAUCCAGACCCAGAGCUGUGUGCCCCGUUCACGGAGGCUAAAAACAGGCAACAGAUGAAAAACUCUGUCUACCGAAGCCGGCAGUCUCUGAACAGCCCAAGUCCAGGAGAAACAGAGAUGGACCUUCUGGUUACUCGGGAGCGACCCCGGCGUGGAAUUCGUAAUAGCGGAUAUGACACUGAGCCGGAAAUCAUCGAGGAAACCAACAUCGACCGCGUGAAUGAGUCCCGGGGCUACAGCAGGUCUCGGCAGGUGAAGGGCCACUCAGAGACAUCCACGCUGAGCUCGCAGCCGUCCAUCGACGAGGUCAGGCAGCAGAUGCACCUGCUGCUGGAGGAGGCCUUCAGCCUGGCAUCCUCAGGCCACGCAGGCCAGAGCCGGCACCCGGAGGUCUAUGGCUCCACCCAGCAUCUGCCCUACUCGGAGGUGGUGACUAGUGCGCCGGGAACCAUGACGAGACCCAGGGCUGGGGUGCAGUGGGUGCCAACCUACCGCCCAGAAAUGUACCAGUACAGUCUGCCCCGGCCAGCCUACCGGUUUUCCCAGCUUCCUGAAAUGGUCAUGGGUUCUCCGCCUCCACCGGUACCUCCUCGGACUGGCCCUGUGGCUGUCACGUCUCUUAGGCGGUCCACCUCGGACGUGGGCAGCAAAACCAGGAUGACCGAUUCGACGGGGCCUGAGGCAGCCCCCCUGCACGACAGUGGCUCCUUCGCCCAGGUGUCCCGAGGCCAAGUGUCCGUGGCACAGUUGGAUCAGUCGGCCUUAAAUUACUCAGGUAAUACAGUGCCGGCUGUGUUUGCCAUCCCAGCUGCCAACCGCCCCGGCUUUACUGGCUACUUCAUUCCGACGCCUCCCUCCUCCUACAGGAACCAGGCCUGGAUGUCCUAUGCAGGGGAGAAUGAGCUCCCGAGCCAGUGGGCCGAUUCGGUCCCUCUGCCCGGGUACAUCGAGGCUUACCCACGCUCACGUUAUCAGCAGAGCUCACCCUCCAGGCUCCAUCGUCAGUACAGCCAGCCGAGCAGCAUGCACCCCAGCUUGGAGCAGGGCCCAGUGCCCUCCACGGCAGCGUCCCAACAGAGCCUGACAGAGAAUGACCCACCCGAUACCCCCCUGACCAACAUCUCCACGGCAGCCCUCGUCAAGGCCAUCCGGGAAGAGGUGGCCAAGCUGGCCAAGAAACAGACAGACAUGUUUGAGUUCCAGGUCUAAGGCCAUAGGCCUGUAUGGACUUAACAUGGCAGGCUUUGAACAAGAGCCUAUGGCUUUCUCCAACUGGACUUGUCGGGACUUGAGACAGAGACUUUGUGUGAGUCCCUCUCAUCCCUAGUUUCUGAAAAAGGUGAACAUUGAGGCUUCAGGGAAACAGAGGACUCUCUCAGAUGCCUGGAUUCUUGGUUUAUUCAACUGAUCGUGCUUCAAGAAUUCCCUGCGUGGAACCAUAUGUCUGAUAUUCGCUUGUGUUAAAUGUUGGAACUGUGGGUGUAUUUCCCUAGGGGGCCUUAGUCACAAGAGACCUAAAUUAUCUGCAGAUUCCUGUGUGAUGCCACUUUUGAACAAAUCACCAGAAGGCGGGAGAACUAGCUCUAUCUUCGGUGACCUCUGCAUGUUAACUGUUUCUGUUUAAAGGCAAUACAGGUGUGUAAUUAAGCACCAGACUCUACUCGCUCUCACUCAGCCGUGACUGUCAUCCUUCAAAUCACCUCGGGUCUAUAAGGGAGGCACACACGCCAGCCAAGAAACUUGAGCCCUUUGCUUUGAAAGGUUCAUAUUCAAAGUCAAAUGAAUUGGAUGAAAAUCAGUUUGCUCCAUGACUGCCCCUAUAAAUAGUGCUGACUCUUUAAAUCCCCCAGUUACUAAACGAAGGCCAAGAAAGGAGAGAAGCUGAGAGAGAAGCUUGGCUUUGUGUUGACAACUUUCCGAAAGAGUGUUGUCAUUUUGGAAAUAGAGCACCCUGCAAGCUGGGAUCUAACCGAAAGAGCAUCAAUGCUGAGAGCUUUUAGGAUCCUAUGAAAGAACAGUUGCUGGUGAGGAUUCUUCUUUGCCCUGCAGAGAAGAUAUCCCGAGAAUGAAGCUUUUCUCUUCAGAGGGGUGGGGUGGGUGUGGGUUAAUAGAUACAUGAGCGUUGACAAGGGAAGCACUAUCUUUUCCACAAUGACAUCCAGCAUGCUGCUACAAAAGAAAAAUGGUCACAGAGGCCUGUUCUGAAUAGGAACGGUGGAUCCAGUCUCCCCGGGCUGCAGCCUCUGUUUAUAGGAGCUUCUGAAUAUAGAAAAUCUGUUGGCUUACAUUUCAGUGUAAAUAUCAUUUUAAGAAGUGUACGGAGUUAGCUCGUCCCCUCUCUGCCCUGUAGUUAGGGGCACAGGAGGACUCCCACUGAAAUGGCAGGGCUGCUGACCCUGUGACCAAAAUGUGGCAAGCCUCCUCCUUGUUGCAGCUG
Sorex fumeus (smoky shrew) is the source of this 7594-nucleotide messenger RNA. RefSeq names its product KIAA1549 like. The transcript has 21 exons. The record is from RefSeq and is a predicted model, not a curated record. Bases 1 to 6366 code for a protein of 2121 amino acids. Lineage: Eukaryota; Metazoa; Chordata; Mammalia; Eulipotyphla; Soricidae.